Mollisia scopiformis is the source of this 2333-nucleotide messenger RNA. RefSeq lists its product as uncharacterized. The transcript is spliced from 3 exons. The record is from RefSeq and is a predicted model, not a curated record. NCBI's taxonomy places the organism in Eukaryota, Fungi, Ascomycota, Leotiomycetes, Helotiales, Mollisiaceae. The coding region runs from base 191 to 2050 and encodes 619 amino acids.
ACUUAGCAUGCUGUACGAAGUCCUUCGACCGAGUACAGAUCGCUCACACCUUUUUCUCAUCGGUCGAUGAAGACUGAGAGGCUGUGAGCUGUGUGUGCUACUUCCACGCGAUUUCUGGGUCGCAUCGCACACUUAUCUAUAAUAUUCCAACUCGCCGUGAGGCUAGUUUUCUGCGACAUCUGUCCGCAAGAUGACGACUUCUCAAGAUGAUGCCGAGAAUCUAUAUCUCGUACGCCGAUACAGUGAGAUUGUCCGCGAUGAAAUGUCCGAUGAGCCCCUGUCACAAGGGCUGGCAGCAAAGGUAGACGCAGAUAUCGAGCGAGAAAAGAAGGGAAAGUUCCUGGCAGAAGAUGCAGUAAUGAACCUCUUAGGAGACGAUGCGAUUAACACAAAGUUUUAUGAAUCAAUCUGUGCCACGAAGCUUCUGGAUCUGGAAUCAAAGAGCCUCGAGCUGCAGACGACAUGGGUGAAAUUCUCCACCAAACUCAAGCUUGUGGACGACAGCAAGGUGGCGGCGACCUCAAAGCCCGAUAUGAACAUCGUGCGAUCUGCUAUAUACAGUGCGCAAAGCAAAAUUCAGAAGGACCAAAGUUCAAAGGUUGGAAAAGUGAAAGCCUUUUUCACCAAGAGUAUCCAAUGUCUGGAUGACCACAACUAUCUCUUCGACUUAUUACCUAGCGGCGACAAGUACACGAGCGUGUUCACAGGUGCGUUCUCGGCAAUAGUCAAGGCAACGGCCACCCAUGAGAAAAUAGCGAAUGAGAUCUCGGAUAGUCUUGACGAGAUAUCGGAUCAAGUGCGCUCGUUCUUCUUCGCUGUUAGCCUUCAUCCCAGAUCAAUGUAUAUCAAAUAUCACAUUGCUUUGUUUUACUAUGAGUUGUUUGGCUUCCUCAUCUCCGUCAUGCGCGAAUGGUACCAAUCGUCAUGGACCCGCUUUUCGAAGUCUUUUGGCAGCUCGUUUUUGGAAACGACAGUUCAAGGAACCCUGAAAACCCUCUCUCAAUACACACAACGGGUCAAGGACGAAGAUGCACGCAUGACCAGAGAGUUGAAUACCCGGCAGCUCAUGGCGCUCGGCACUAUCAUGCAAUCAACGUUCAAGGCUCAGGUGAAAAUGAAAAAGGACAUUGACAGAAAAUUCAAUGAGUUCUCCUUGCAAUCGAAUCGAUUAAUGGGACCUCCACCUCUUCCAGCCUCAAAAUUGCAAGCAUUCGAAGGAACGAAAGACGUGGCCCCAGAAGAUGUUGUUUCACUUAUUGCUGCAGCCCCGAAGUGGACAAGAGAUAGCAUCAUGAGAGACGUCGAGGCUUUUAGGCCGUAUCUCCAAGCCGCGGAGGAUGUGGAUAAACUGGUUGAGCUCGGCCGAUCUAUCGAUGUUAAUACCGAUAUCUCUGCUACAGUCCACAGAUGGAUCACAAGCGAUCGUUCUGAAGCUCUGUGGAUUGAAGGUCCGAGUGGGACAUCUCUACCGAGUCAGAGCACUCUCAUAUCGGCAUUCAUUUUGGGGAAUCUUAGACGGGUCGAAAUUCCCGCUAUGGUAGACUUCUGCCAGUACGAUCCAAAACAUUGGAGAACCUGGAAUGCAGAGAAGGAGUUCCUCAAGAUGACUUACGCGUUCAUAUAUCAAGCGGCGAAGGUGUUGCCAGAGAGGCUAGAGCCAGAGCUUGUGGAACGUGACUUCUCAACUGCUCGCUUUCAAAAGUUGAACGAGAACGUCUCAUCACUUCCAGAAGCGAUCCACCUCCUAGCAGAUCUUAUCACAGUUGGACCUCGCUUGCAAUUCUGUAUUGUGGACGGAUUGCAACUCUUCGGUGGCAGAAAUCUGAGUGGAUUGGUUCGAAAAAGCUUGAAAGACUUCGUCACUAUUUUGUGCGAGGCUGUAGCAAAGGCAUCGGGAGGUGAGCGCAUCAUCAAGGUACUUUUCACAACAGAUGGGAUUGUGGGAGAACUUGCGGAUUCUGCUAGGGCAAGACUGCUUACCAGACAGACAUUCUAUGACGAGGAUGAAGACGAAUUGUUGGCCAUCAACGAUGAGGAUUUAGUCAAAUGAAACCAGGAAUCGAAAAACUGCUGUGCAUUUCCGUACAUGGCGUGCCCUAGGAUACCGAGUACAUAUCAGAAGAGUAACGAAAGCAGUGCAAUGACGGAUACGAGGUGCCUUGCCCCCGAAGCUCAAUUCUAGGAAUAAAGGAAUCAUUUCAUAAUCUAGAGAGAGAAGACUGGACAUUUAAAUAAGAGGGGAAGAAGAGCUGAACAGAUACAAGGACGGAUUUUGUACUAGAACUAUAAGGAAGGAAUAUGCCCGCAUUGUAUUCCAAUUGUAAAUUGUUUUG